Molecule: messenger RNA, 789 nt
Organism: Aspergillus vadensis CBS 113365
Lineage: Eukaryota; Fungi; Ascomycota; Eurotiomycetes; Eurotiales; Aspergillaceae
Exons: 4
Coding region: 1-789 (262 amino acids)
Source: RefSeq, a predicted model, not a curated record
AUGAUUCAAUGGCUGAUGCGAUGCAUUGUUCACACGCAGCCCAUUGGCUCCAGGUUGACUGCAUCAUCAGACGCGUCUCAGGAACAGCAGAGAAGAGCAGGUUCGCCAGGAGGGACCCGCGAUUGGGCUCUUGCUCAUCCUCCACCCUGUCAAAAUACAAGCAAAAGCCAAAGCUCCUUCUUCUCUCCGGACCUUUCGAUUCUUUCGCCCUUCCCUCUCCCAUCUCGGGUGCGGGACUCUGCAUCUGCCCCUCCAUUAGCAUACGCAGCAGAGAGGCAAAACAGAACUACGCUAGACCAUACAAUGUCCUACACUUCCUCCUCCCGCUUUUCCAGAUCACCUUCCCCCGCGCCUCGUACUAGACGACCCUCUCCAUUGGAAAGAACCUCAUUGCAUCUCCGUCUCAGCCUGCUCUCCGGCGAGAAAUAUGACCAGGAAAGCAGUGCCAAAGAACCCGAUCUCCGUCGCUGCCUCAGUCAUGCCCACAUCCACGCCAAGUCCAUGGCUAUGGUCAAGCGAGACAUUCGCGUCCACAUCCGCUCCAUGGGCAUGGCCAUGGACGAUGACAGCGACGAGGAGCUCCUUGAUCACGAAGUCCUCCCGCCGCCACCGUCGCGCCGAUCGUCCCGCAGCAGCUCCAAGUCCGCUGCGGCCCCACGGGUGACGGUGUCACCCAAACCCAGCGAGAAAUCGAGUCUGCUCGACAAGGGUCGCAAGUGCUUGGAGAAGCUUUUCCCUCGCAAGAACAACGUGCAUCUAGCUCAGUCUAGAGUUACCGUUGUCACUUGA